AUGGGUUUAUUUGGUAAAAGUCCAGAACGAAAUCCAAAAGAAAUGGUAAACGAGUGGUCACACAAACUUCGUAAAGAAGGAUAUAAUCUGGAUAGGCAAAUACGAGCCAUUCAAAGGGAAGAAGAAAAGAUAAAACGCUCAUUGAAAGAAGCAGCAGGUAAAAAUGAUAAGCAAGUAUGUACAAUACUGGCAAAGGAAAUUAUAAGAUCAAGAAGAGCUGUGAGUAAAAUGUACACAAGUAAGGCACAUCUAAACUCUGUGCAAAUGCAAAUGAAAAAUCAAUUAGCUACAUUAAGGGUAGCAGGUUCGUUGCAGAAAUCAACCGAGGUGAUGCAAGCAAUGCAAGCUCUAGUGAAAUUACCUGAAGUUGCACACACAAUGCAAGAGUUGAGCAAAGAGAUGAUGCGUGCAGGGAUCAUUGAGGAGAUGUUAGACGAAACUAUGUCGGCUGUUGAUGAUGAAGAGGAAAUGGAGGAGGCGGCGCAGAGUGAAGUUGAUAAGGUUCUGUGGGAACUAACACAGGGCAAAUUAGGCGAAGCUCCGGCUCCUCCCAGUGCGGUUGGAGUUCCUUCAACAAGCGUCGAGCCAGAAGCGGUGCCCGAUGAGAACGAACUCGAUGAAAUGCAGUCCCGACUUGAAGCUCUGCGCUCUUAG
Molecule: messenger RNA, 654 nt
Organism: Parnassius mnemosyne (clouded apollo)
Lineage: Eukaryota; Metazoa; Arthropoda; Insecta; Lepidoptera; Papilionidae
Source: the annotation of a GenBank genome assembly